Messenger RNA from Wyeomyia smithii (pitcher-plant mosquito), 699 nucleotides. RefSeq names its product nuclear cap-binding protein subunit 2 (gene Cbp20). Gene Ontology annotation, molecular function: RNA cap binding. The transcript is spliced from 2 exons. Lineage: Eukaryota; Metazoa; Arthropoda; Insecta; Diptera; Culicidae. The coding region runs from base 117 to 605 and encodes 162 amino acids. The record is from RefSeq and is a predicted model, not a curated record. Gene Ontology annotation, biological process: mRNA cis splicing, via spliceosome. Gene Ontology annotation, cellular component: nuclear cap binding complex.
CAGCAGCUUGGCAGACCGAUGCUAUGCUGAUUCGAUGAUUUGUAAACAACGGGUCUAAUUCGUAGACGAAAAAUCGUAAAUUUUAGCAGAAAAUUAAGCUUCCGAACUGUAGUUAGAUGACAAUGUCUGCUGUUCAUACGCCUUCGGUUGCCCUGAGCAAAUAUCGAGACCAACAUUUCAAGGGAUCACGUCAUGAACAGGAGCGGCUACUACGCGUAACUUCCACACUCUACGUAGGUAAUUUGAGCUUUUACACAACAGAGGAACAAAUUCACGAGCUAUUCUCACGAUGCGGUGACAUCCGGCGGAUCGUGAUGGGACUGGAUAAGUUCAAGAAAACACCUUGCGGAUUUUGCUUCGUUGAAUAUUAUACUAGAGAUGAUGCGGAAUCUGCAAUGCGGUAUAUAAACGGAACGAGACUGGACGACCGGAUUGUUCGGGUUGACUGGGAUGCCGGCUUCGUGGAGGGUCGUCAGUACGGUCGGGGUAAAACCGGUGGUCAAGUGCGUGACGAGUAUCGGCAGGACCACGAUUUGGGCCGAGGUGGUUACGGAAAGAUGGUACAGAUGGGUCAACUUGGCGCCCCCAAUCUGAGAAAAAGUUAGGGCUGGUGUCGGAAGCGUUCGGAUUGCGUUAAUACAACUAGAAUUACUUAUUUAAUAUAAAGCUUUUCAAUGAAAUAUAUGUAUGAAACACAUA